CUCAUCUGUCAAGACUAUCUUUGCGUUGUUAUACCUCUGGCCGGGAACCUUGCACAUAACGCCCGCGCUUUCUCCCAGCUGCUGCCACACAUACCUGCAUCAUGGCCGACCUGACGGCCGAGCUGUCAGUUUUAUUGGAGAAAUUUACUGCCACUCAAAUGGUGCUGGCAGGCAGCGCUAUACUAUUCCUGGCCCUCAUCAUAGGGCGCGUACUGUUCAAUAAUCUUCCGGGCAAGCGCCCGCCCGUAUAUGAGGGCAUUCCGUUUGUUGGUGGUCUGUUGAAGUUUUCACAGGGCCCAUGGAAGCUGCUGCAUGAUGGAUAUGCCAAGUUCGGCGAGGUGUUUACCGUACCUGUGGCGCACAAGCGUGUUACUUUCCUGAUCGGCCCGGAUGUGUCGCCUCAUUUCUUCAAGGCGGGCGACGAUGAGAUGAGCCAGUCAGAGGUGUACGACUUCAACGUUCCCACCUUCGGCCCAGGCGUUGUGUUUGAUGUCGAGCAGAAAGUCCGGACCGAACAGUUCCGCAUGUUCACGGAGGCACUCACUAAGAACCGCCUCAAGGCGUAUGUGCCCCAGUUCAACAGGGAAGCCGAGGAGUACUUUGCCAAGUGGGGUGAUGAGGGCGUCAUCGAUUUCCGUGACGAGUUCAGCAAGCUGAUUACACUGACCGCUGCGAGAACUCUGCUCGGCCGCGAGGUUCGCGAGCAGCUCUUUGAGCAAGUGGCCGACCUGCUGCAUGGCCUGGAUGAGGGCAUGGUCCCCAUCUCUGUGUUCUUCCCCUACCUGCCCAUCCCAGUGCACCAGAAGCGCGACAGGUGCCGCAAGGAGCUGUCCAAGAUCUUUGGCAAGGUUAUUCGCCAGCGUCGGGAGUCCGGACACCGCGAGGAGGACGUGCUUCAGCAGUUCGUUGACGCCAGGUACCAGAACGUGAAUGGCGGCCGCGCGCUAACGGAGGAGGAGAUUACCGGCCUGCUUAUCGCGGUGCUGUUCGCCGGCCAGCACACCAGCUCCAUCACUACAUCAUGGACCGGCAUCUUCAUGGCCGCGAACAAGAAGGCAUGGCUGCCGGCGGUGGAGGAGCAGAAGGCCAUUGUGGCCAAGCACGGCACGGACUUGAGCUUCGAAGCGCUCUCCGAGAUGGAGGUGCUGCACCGCAACAUAACCGAGGCGCUGCGCAUGCACCCGCCGCUGCUGCUGGUCAUGCGCUACGCUAAGAAGCCCUUCUCCGUCACCACCAGCGACGGGAAGACCUUUGUCGUCCCGAAGGGCGACGUCGUGGCGGCCUCGCCGAAUUUUUCGCACAUGCUGCCACAAAUCUUCAAGAACCCGAAGGCGUAUGACCCGGAUCGGUUCGCUCCCCCCCGCGAGGAGCAGAAUCGGCCUUACUCGUUCAUCGGCUUCGGCGCUGGCCGCCACGCCUGCAUUGGUCAGAAUUUCGCGUACCUGCAGAUUAAGUCGAUCUGGUCGGUGCUGCUUCGCAACUUCGAGUUUGAGCUUCUGGAUCCGGUCCCAGACGCAGACUAUGAGUCAAUGGUGAUUGGCCCCAAGGCCUGCCGUGUCAAGUACACGCGCCGGAAGCUGCUGUGAACAGCAUGCAUGGGUUGUUCGAAUAGCUGGGUUUCAAGGGUGGCUUCGGAUAUGCUUUCAGAGCAAGUGGACAGGUGUGGGCCUUCUGCCAUGUGUCCUGAUGGCAGGUUGUGCUAUGGCCACCUCUUAAAAAGGGAGUCUUGGCGCCAUCCAGUUGGGGAGCUGGGGUAAUGUUUUUGAUAUUUACAGGCCUGGUGCAUCUCGGUCUUAAGAUCGUACCUGGUGUACCCUUUCUCAAUUGGCUGUGGACGUGCGUUUCGUUGCGCACACUGCUGCGUGCGAAUAAUUCGUUUUGCAUUAUUGCAGUGCUGCUGAGUUUUCCUGCCCUAGCCCGAGUUUUUUCUCAUCAGACCGAAGGCGUGCUGAAAUUGUGUAUUGACCCUAAUGACCCUAAUGACCAGACUUUGACAAGUAGAAUGUGGCUAUGUUGUCUGGUUGAUGGAUUAAGACAAGUAUCAAGGCAAGCUCCGACGGUGUAGUGGCGCUUUUAAGUGCACUCGCGAGCGCUUGGAAAAUGAGUUGUCCCAAGGUAGCACCGGUUUUGCAAGGGCGCAGUUGCCAGUUGCGAGGAAGAAUUCGAAAGCCGUAAACGGAUCGGCGGUUGUUGGUGAGUAAUUUACUAACUUGGAACCCGGGUUCAUGCUAUUGUGCUGUUUUAGGUACUGGAGGACGUUUGGCAGCCGGUUGUGACGGUCGACCCAUUCAGAUGCCGGCUGCACGCGUAAUAUAUGUCAGGCCUUGCUAAGGGAUUGUGUGACCACAUCCUCAUCGCGUCAGACGGAUUUCGGUCGACUAUGAAGCGCAUCGUUUGUAUUUCGAAAAAAGCUCUUGU
Messenger RNA from Volvox carteri f. nagariensis, 2418 nucleotides. RefSeq names its product sterol 14 desaturase. Lineage: Eukaryota; Viridiplantae; Chlorophyta; Chlorophyceae; Chlamydomonadales; Volvocaceae. The transcript is spliced from 9 exons. The record is from RefSeq and is a predicted model, not a curated record. Gene Ontology annotation, molecular function: oxidoreductase activity, acting on paired donors, with incorporation or reduction of molecular oxygen; monooxygenase activity; heme binding. Bases 102 to 1586 code for a protein of 494 amino acids.